UCACCAAGCCGUCUGGAAUCAUCAGAGCAGACCACAGGCCGUCAGUUGCAGCGCGUGCUGCACUAUUCGCCUUGCCGAUCAUUGCCAGGCUUUCAAAGGACAGAAUGUGUUUUGCAUGAUGUUGACUGUGAUGAAGUUUACCCAGGAAUUUAUAUUGGCGAUGCUGCGGCAGCAAAAAAUAAAACUUACCUGCGUAUGAUGGGAAUAACACAUGUACUGAAUGCCGCGGAAGGUUGUCGUUAUGGACAAGUGGACACUGGGCACAGUUACUACCGUGAUAUGCCAAGUGUGAGAAGAAACAACAAAGAAACUUUUUUUAGAUAUAUGGGCUUCCCAAUGGUUGAUGCCCCAUCAACAGAUAUAUCCAGAUACUUUUAUGUGGCAGCAAAAUUCAUAGAUAGCGCCAUCAGUGGUGGCGGUAAAAUUCUGGUACAUUGUCUUGUUGGUAUGUCCAGAUCGGCUACAUGUGUGCUGGCUUAUUUGAUGAUUUGUCGUAAAAUGUCUGCACAGGAUGCGAUACGUAAAGUACGCAUGCGUCGUGACAUACGUCCUAACGAAGGUUUCCUGCAACAAUUAGCUGAUUUGGAUAUGGAGCUUAAACGCAAAAAUCUCUAUCCAUACUAAAACAAUCGAAUUGGUCUCCUUUUAUAAAACACAACACACUUUAUAUAUUUAAUAACAUUUAAAACAAAAAGAAAAAAAACUUACAUAUACACUUAAAAGUAAGAACAAGUGGAACACAUAUAUAAAGUUCUAAACUAUUUAUAUUUGUUAUAUAUACUAAAAAAUAAAAAAAUAAAACCAAUUAUAAGGAACAAACAUUUUUAAACGAAUAAACCAAAAACCAAAUAUUGAACAACUGACUAUUAACGUA
Teleopsis dalmanni is the source of this 874-nucleotide messenger RNA. Its product is annotated as dual specificity protein phosphatase 13-like. The record is from RefSeq and is a predicted model, not a curated record. Gene Ontology annotation, cellular component: cytoplasm. Gene Ontology annotation, biological process: negative regulation of MAPK cascade; protein dephosphorylation. NCBI's taxonomy places the organism in Eukaryota, Metazoa, Arthropoda, Insecta, Diptera, Diopsidae. Gene Ontology annotation, molecular function: MAP kinase phosphatase activity; protein tyrosine/serine/threonine phosphatase activity.